GGGCUAGGAACUUGCUGAUAACUUGUGCUUGAUAAGCAAUUUGGUAUUUUUUAAAAGCUAGAAAGAAUGUUGGAUUUGUUCGAAAUGUGAAGUAAUAAAGUUGUUGAAGAAAAACAUUCAAGACAAUUAUCGUAGAUAAUCCUUGUUAUUCAACACAAACGGAGGCUAUCGUUGAAACAAUUUUGAAAUUCAAGUUGUUAUUUGGACAAUUCAUUUCGCACUACGGUUAAGCGUUGAACAUUGAAAUAUGGACUAAAAGAUGUGAAAUAAUUCAUUUCAUCUUUCUUCGUAUGAACUGCUUCAAUUCAUAUUUGCUUUAAUAAAACGGUUGUAUUGCCAAUAUCUGGUCCUGAACCCCCUCCCUUCAUCAAAAUAUCGAUAUGGAUCCUAACGAAUCAGUUAUGAAUAAAAUGCAACACAAGUACUGGGUGACGAAGCAGACGGUUUUUCGUAAACUAGGUAAAAAGGAAGACGAAUGUAUCGUCGCUUCGGAUUCGGAGCUAGAUGCCAAACUAGAGUUGUUCAAUUCCAUUCAACAGACGACCGGAUGCUUGUUGAAAGUCAUUGGUCGUUAUCAAGGCAACUUGAGCACGCUAGCGGUAGAAGAAAAUGAAAUGGGAAAUUUCAUGAAAGAAUACGGAAAAAUCGACAAUACUAGAGCUGGUAAGAUGAUGGUUGCUGUGGGUACUUCGGUAUCGUACACUGGCCAGCAACGGUUCAUCAUGCAAACUCCGUUGGAUCGUUUAUAUCAGAAAUUAGAAACGUUUCAUAGAAGAGCGAUAGCUGACACGCUUCAAACAGUACAAAAAAUGGAGAAAACGAGGACCGAAUACAGAGCCGUUUUGAACUGGAUGAAAGAUAUUUCGCAAGAACUGGAUCCGGAUACUUAUAAACAAAUGGAAAGAUUUAAAAAAGUUCAAGAACACGUUAAAAUUAGUAAAGCCCGAUUUGAUCGUUUGAAAGGAGUAUGUAUUACGAAAAUUGACGUGUUAGCUGCAUCAAGAAGCAACAUGUUUUCCAACCUUUUGUUACUGUAUGAGAAAUCAUUGCGCGAAUUCACCGAAAAAUGUGCAAAUACGUUUACAGUGAUCGCUAAUAGUUUUAAAGGUUAUCAGCAUUACGAUUUUUGUGUAGUCAAAGAACUAUCUGAUUUGAAACCAGAUUCUUCCAUUAUUGCUCACCAAGAUCAAGAAAUAAACGACGAAACUUUACUGGAAUUCGAAGAAACGAAAAUCAACGCGAAUGAACCGAAUUCGCCGGUGCAGACUGAUAUCAAUGUUGAUAACUUACUUUCGUCAGAAGGCCAGAAUUCGGACGAUUUGUUAUCCGAUAUAUUUUCGCGUUCUUCAUUAUUAUCGCCAUCAUCCGGCUCCAACACGUCGAAUAAUACUUCAAAUAAUUUCUUUUUACCUUCCCAAUUAUUAUCUCUUCAAACUGCGAGUUCGUUGGAACUGCAAAAUGCGGAUAACAAAUCAGUUUCUAUGUCAAAAAAGUUGCCAGAUUCUAGCUCUGCGAAAUCCAGCUCGUGGUUCGACGUAUUUGCCGAAUUAGAUCCGUUAUCCAAUCCUGACGCUAUUGGCAAAUCAUCCGCCGACCAACAUAAAAAUUGCUAACUUCAUGUUCGGAUAGUUCUGAUUAGGUGUGUGUGUGUAUACUGGUGUAAACUUACUUACGCAGGUCACAUACUUUUGUGACUUGUUAAUGCCUAACUGAAUUUUCUGCGGGUCCACGUCGUGUUAUUUUUUUGAUUGGAGGCCCGUGCUUGUUUUUAUUUAAUUUUCGUUACUUUUUCUACAAUCAUGUGAAACAUGCACGGUGUAAUUUUGCCCAAGGAUACCUUUGAAUUGAAGCAUAUUGUACCGAACGCGAAUGCAUUUUUAUAAUAAUUUUUACUUACUACCCGUACUUAUUGCCUAUUUGUAAGGUCCUAUCCGACUAAAUAGUUGCGUAUUACGUUGACAGUAUCGAACUAGGAGAAGUGUUAUUAUGCACUUUAUUUCAAACGAUUGCGAUGAACCGUGAGCGUGAUACAAUACACUCGUAUGUAUGUAUAUAAAUAUUUUUUUUCAAGACCGAAAACGGGUUACUUGAAAAUAAAAAUAUGUUCUAUAACCCUAAACUGAAAAUAUUAUAAGCUGAAAACAGCGCUGUUGUAUGCUUGCAAACUGAAAAUAAAUCAGUUCAGUUUCGGUUAUUAACUUUUGAGAAUAACUACUAGUCAAAACUUAUACAUUUUUUUUUUUUGGUAUGAAAAUGUAUGUACCUUGUACACGUUUUAUAUUAUGAAUUUUAUUUUGUUUUUAAUUGCGCUUACCUAUUUGAAAAUGUUAUACGAUUUUUGUUUAUGUUUUUUGUUUUUUUUUUGGUAGGCUUGUUAAUACACGUAUUCUUAUUAUACAUUUUGUGAAUUUUAUAUGGUGUGGGUGUGCUCGUUUUGCAGGGAAUUCCUGUAGUCGAAGUUUCGUGCGCUACUCUAGUCAAUUCUUGUAAUGGAUAUCGGAUUGAAAACCUUUACUGUUUCUGAAAUUUGAAAAAUGAUACCGAUUCGAAAUGUAACUGAUUGUGAGAAAGUGCCAUUGUUCAGAGUAACAUUAUUUUUAUUAUUUUAUUUUUAUAAGCUAGGAAACGAGCCCUUUUUUUGUACACAUAGUUUGUAUUAUAUGGUUAUCGUUAUCAAGGUGUGAGUCAUAUGUCGGAGUAUGUAUUCGAAUUUUUCGUUCGGCGCAUACAGUCCAAUUUGAUUAUUUACAUGAUGCAACGUAUAAGGCACAAAAUUGACAGGUGACGCGCGCCGAACGAGAAGUGCGAAUACAAUACAUACGUGCUCCGACGUAUGACUCACACCUUGAUAACCAUAUACAAUACAAACUAUUUGUGUACAAAAAAAGGGCUCGUUUCCUAGCUUUUAAAAAUAAAAAUGUUAUCUGAACAGUCAUUAAAAAAAAGUAUGAGCAUUUGCGCGAUGAGGAAACUUUCGUGUAUUGUAUUAAACUAGAAAGUGAAAAAUCAGGGUAGUGUCUGAAAUAGCACAAGAUUUGACUUGCAUAGAAGUAUCCCACUAGUUAUUUGAAAUUGGUCUUCUCAUAGUAUUAGCUGACUUCUACCUACAUGUAUGUAAUGUACUUAUGGCUAUACGUACUCGUAUUUUUACUAAUAAAUUAAGUACCUACAUAUUUUUGCAAAAUAAACGUCGUUUCAAUUUUUGAA
Molecule: messenger RNA, 3207 nt
Organism: Planococcus citri (citrus mealybug)
Lineage: Eukaryota; Metazoa; Arthropoda; Insecta; Hemiptera; Pseudococcidae
Gene: ICA69
Product: islet cell autoantigen 1-like protein
Exons: 9
Coding region: 381-1613 (410 amino acids)
Biological process (GO): regulation of transport
Cellular component (GO): Golgi apparatus
Molecular function (GO): protein domain specific binding
Source: RefSeq, a predicted model, not a curated record